Molecule: messenger RNA, 219 nt
Organism: Emiliania huxleyi CCMP1516
Lineage: Eukaryota; Haptophyta; Isochrysidales; Noelaerhabdaceae
Exons: 3
Coding region: 1-219 (72 amino acids)
Source: RefSeq, a predicted model, not a curated record
AUGCCUACGCCACUGAAGCUUGCGCCGAUGUUUAAGCCGCUGACGCUCACCAUCGGGCAGUCAGGGCUCGACGGCAAAAAGGCACUUGGAGUUGCCCGAAGCAUGCCAACGCCCGCAAGCCUGCACGCUCUCACCAGCACCAAGAUCGACGGCACGGCGCUGCCUCUCUCCGCGCUCUCCGGCAAGGCUGCAGUCGUAGUCAACGUCGCCAGCCGAUGA